AUGAGUCAACUGCGUAGUGACAUAUUAAGUAAAAAAAAAUAUGCAGAAAUUGAAAAAGCUGAAUUACAAUACAAAAGAACUUACACAGUAACCUUUGUUCAACCUUAUGAUGAUGAUAAUAGAAUGCAAAAAUUACUAGAUUCUUUAUCUUCUACAAGUAAUAAUGAAAUGCAUCUAUCAACUGAGCCAAAAGAAACAAUUGAAACUGAUGAAGACAUAGUCAAUGAUACUGAAGAUUACUAUAAUGAAGUAUCUGAAUUUAAAUCUGAAAUUGUUGAACAGGUUACUCAUCUAGCUGAGGAUCCGUUAGCAAAAUAG
This is a messenger RNA of Scutellospora calospora, 318 nucleotides long. Lineage: Eukaryota; Fungi; Glomeromycota; Glomeromycetes; Diversisporales; Gigasporaceae. The record is from the annotation of a GenBank genome assembly.